UGGGAGAAGGGUGUCAUCUUGUCCUUUACCAGGCAGCAAAAUGUCUCGAGCUGGCAUUGCUGACAAGGAGUUAUUUACUUCCAGGCACUCAUCUUUAAAGCUGCAGGUCUGGAUCUUCUGCAGCAGAUUUCUUACAUAACUGCAGAUAAGCAACUUUCUGUGACAGAACAUGGCCUCUGCUAUAGACAGUCUCUGCUUGUGACCUACAGAAUAUGGCUCCAGCACACAGUGACAUUUAUUUUGAUUGCUGUGGGAUUUUUGAGUCACUCAGAAAGUCAUUAAAACCUGAAUGUUUUAAUGGAGUUUCCCAAGUGCUGAAAUGGCAAAUGGGCUGCUUCGGAACCAGAUCACAAUGGACCUCUCUUUUGGUGACAUAAUUGAUUUUUGUAUAUACCACCCUUUACUUCACAAAAUCAAGGUGAUUAAAGAGUGGGAUUUUGUCUGCUUUACCAGGACACAUUUAUGUAUGGAGUAUGACCAGUUUUGAAGGAAGAGAGUCUAACUUGAAGGAGAUAUCACCACCACCAUCUUUCUGCAUGCUAAUUCCGAUUGAAUUCCCCAAGUGUUGUUGCUUAAGUAGCCAAAACAGUAUCAAGCAACCAGACAUGAGAGCAGCACACCACCAUCCUUAGGGCAGUGAGGUGUGCAGAAGUACAAAAAACAGUGUUUAGAAAAACUCUAAAGGAGGGGGAGGGAAACCCCACAAAGCAGUCCAAUGAAGACUAUGCUUGACUAGUGAACUGAGAAUGCUGGCUGUGAAAAGAAAAAAAUCUGGAAAAACUGGAUGCACAUCACCACUCUCUGAGCACUGAGAGACUCUAGGGGUUCCAACACUUACCCAGGGUUCUGUUUCUUUGGAAUGAAAGUCAGCUGAGACUCUGCUGUCUUUUAAGAUAUUUUAUUUGAACACAACCUGAGCAUAGGAUGGAAGGGCUCACAGCAUUAACACCCUCAUAGAUCUUGCUUCCCCUUGCUUUCAGGGAAGCCCCAAAAUCCAGCAAAGAGCAAACACGUCUCUCUCUCUCUCUUCUGCUUUAUCUUCUUUCCAGCUCACUGCCCACAGCUUGGCUAUCCUUCUACAUACCAGCCAGAUGAGAUGGGUGGGGAAAGCCCUCGCCCAUUUGGCACACAGAACCAAAGCCAUUUCCUUGAAAAAGGAACUGGUUUGGCAAGCUUGGUUUUAUAUACCUCUAUGCCCAGAGAUGAAGAAACCCAAGAAUCGAAAGGAACCAGAGUAUCACCCAGACUGACCCCACAAGCUUGUGUGCGUGCGUGCACACAUACACACACAUAUAUACAUAUAUAUGAAGGAACCCAACUGCUUUCUUGCUUUCUUGUCAUCCAGCACCCACCCACCCACUCACUCUAAGCAGUCCCCUGUUUGAAAAGGGCAAACUCUGAAGGCUCCUUCAAGAAACAAAUAACACAUUUUGUUCCAGGGACCCAUUGGGAGGAGCCAUAGCACAGUGACAGAGCAUCUGCUGUGCAUGUUGAACAUCCCAAGUUCAACCUCCAGCAUAUGCAGGUGGGACUGGGAAAGACCCCCUUUCUGAAACUCUGGCGAGCUGCUGCCAGUCUGUGUAGACAAUGCUAAGCUAGACAGACUGCUGGUAGUACAAGGCAGCAUCCUAUGUUCCCUCUAUUUCCAAUUUCCAGGAAUGAACGUCUCAUGCAGCCAAAAUUACACCACCUAUGCACAAGAGGGAGGUAUUGGCACACUUGGUAAAACCAUAAGGUCAGACUAGAUGCCACUUGCUGUACCUUCCAACUCUAGAAUUCUGUGAUUCUAUGCCAGCAAUGAUGACUUUUCCUGCUCCCUACCCCCACCAUUGUGUGAAAUCUUAACAUUGUAAAAUGCCAAACAUUUGUUUGCCUAUCGUUUGUAGCACACUGAUGUUUAUCAGAUGGCACAGAGAUGUAUGGCUUUCCUGGUUUUCUGUUCCCCGUUUUGCUUUUCUAUUGUUUCUCUUUAAAAACUACUCUUUUACAAAAAAGAAGAAGAGGAAGAAGAGGAGGGGGAAGAAGAAGAAGAAGUGUGCAAACAAUAGGCUUACCAGCUGCAAUAGGAGAGUCAAGCAUACCAAUUUCACACAGAAGCACAUCAUUGCUUACUUCAACUCGCCUGUGGAAACAACUCAGAGGCCAUGAAAGAAGGAAGGGUAUCAACAGGAAGAUUUAAAGGAACUAUUGGAAACUCAAGGCAGUGGAGAUAUAAGAUGAUCAGAGCCCCACCGAAUUUGAAGCAUGGGAAGUCCCAACAAAAAAUUAUAAUUUGGCAGAAUAUUUGGACUAUAGGAUAUGUAUUUGUAUAAUUUGGAAUAUUUAAUGUGAUUGGAUUGGAUUGUUAAAAUGGAAAAUUUAAUAAAAAAUAUUUUUUAAAAAAAUUCUAAUUGCAACCAGGAAACAGAAGCCUCUGAGGAUGAUGGAUUCAAGAAGAGAGAAGAGGUCACCCUUUCCCUGUGCUGGAGAAUAAGGACCAAUUUUAAUGGGGUCUUCUUCCUUCUGGGGCUGUGCAGCUCUGCAAAAACAAAAGCCUUUUAGUAAUACCUGGAACCAAAUACAGUAAAGGAAUUGAAUUGGCAUCUAUCAGGCCAGGGAAGUUUGCCAAACGAUUGCUGCUUAAAGGGUCCUCCUGAAAAAUCCAGAGGGCUGCGCUUUCUCUCUCUCAAUUUCUUAAGACCAGCAGGAGUUCCUACAAAGGAAAUAAAUGGCUGUUCUUCUGGGACUCCCAAAAGUGCCCACAACGAGGGAGAGAACAUCUUCGCUUGACUCUUGGUAGGAGAGCACCCCUCGUUUUCUCCUCCCGUGACUCCCAGUCGGGCCAGUGGGCGCCAGUUGUGCCCAUCUCGCCUGUGGGACAGUCUCUCCCCUUCCCUGCCUUUGGCCACCUCCCCUCGGUGCCACAUCACUGCAGCCCCUGAGGCAGUGCCCCUCUUACCCCAGCAGAGGGCGGCUGCAGGGAGGCGGGGAACUCUCUCGCAGACGGACGUCUCCUCCAGCCCAUCCGCAGGCGAGAGGGGGUAGAAGGGGCCAAUGGGACGCGGCUGGGAGGCGGGCGCGGAGGCGAGAGGGAGAAGGCGCCGGCUUGAUUGUCCCAGCGGCGCCACUGGCCCGAAGAGGCGCAUCUCUGGGCAGCGGGAGGAGGCGGGAUGGGAGCGGGGAGGAGCCGCCGCGCGGAUGCAUCUUUCCUGGACGACGAUCGCCUCCAGCCUUUCGUAGCUGCUGCUGCUGAGGAGGGAUGAGGUCACCCACACGUCCGCAUCCUUGAAAGUCGCCGGAGCGCCGCGGGUUAAAUGAUUCUCAGAAGUUCCCAAACGGGACAAUAAGGACCAUUUUGCAUAAAAAAGUUGCAAAGAAGCAGACCAAGUUCGGUAAGCCUUAGCCCCUGUAUUUGCGUGGUUCUCUCCCCCCCCGCCCCCGUUUCCACAGAUUUGAGGGAGUCGAUCUCUCCCGUCUGCUCCAGAGUGGAUCUCUCUCGUCUGCUCCGGAGUGGAUCUCUACCAUCUGCUCCGGAGUGGAUCUCCCGUCUGCUCCGGAGUGGAUCUCUCCCGUCUGCUCCGGAGUGGAUCUCUCCCGUCUGCUCGCUGCCCGAUCCUGAGCACGUUCACGCCGCAAAAGUCUCCUUUCCUGAGUUUAGCGCUACUCGGGCAGUUCUGCGCUUACCUGGGAAUAACUGGAUUCCCAUGGAGUUCUGAGUAGGAAAAGCAUUUAUAUGUGAUUUGCAGCGACGUCGACGCACGUCUUUGAGCAUCUCUCGCUGGAAACUUUCCGCUCAAGCCUUUCUCACAUUCUAGCGGGACGUUCUCUUGCGCAAGUCCCGUCGAAAUGAAUGUUAAACGCCUUUCUCGCACCAUGGGCGCAGUUUGUUGGGGACUGUGCAGGAGAACUUCCCGCCGGCUGCUGUCUUUUUCUCUGUGGCUCCUGGAAAGUCGACUCCCUUCCCCGCUACACCGGAGUUUGCGGAAUCAAGGGAGAGUGGUGUAUAGAAUAGUUUUUUCAUAUUUGCUGUUAUUUGGCCUGCCUUCUAUUCUUUAUAUAUUGUGGGGCUUGGUGGGAAACACUCAGUGUGCCUAAAUAAAUAGGGAAACUUGUUGAAGAUUAACUAACGUGUUUUAGUUGCUCCUUUGCCUUCAAGACCAGUAUGGGUUGUUGUUUUUCAACAACAGCAACAAGGAUGUGAUCUAACCAUUUUUUAUUUUAUUUUUAAAAAACACAUUUCAUUAUUCUGGUAGCACGGCAGAUAUUUUCAGCAUGAGUCAAGUGUUGAUGGCAACUGAUCUAUGUGUAAAUACAAUACAGCAUGUCACAGAAUAUUAGAUACAGGUCUAUAGCUUGCUUGUUCCUUUAUAUGCUAGCCUGUAUUGUUAUGACCCACAGGAAUGCUCCCAGUAAUUGGAAACACCUUUUUUCCGACUGAAAAUAUGACCCCAAAAUAUUAUCGCCCCACAAUAGGAUAUUUCAGCAUAGUUUUUUUUGUUACUGUUAUUAAAUCUUAACCUAUAAAGCAUGCUUUCUAUACCAAAGGUGAUUCUACAAAGCAAAGUUUCCCCUUAUGAAUUUCAUAAAAGUAAGUCAUGGAAGUCAAGAAAAGCUGCUACAACUUAGUUCCCUAAGACAGAAUCGUCCCUGCCACAGCCAUGCUGCCCAAUAUGAUUCAAAUAUUCCAGGUGGUAGAGAAAAUGGCGAACAAAGUCUGCAACAUGAAAGAUGGCUGUCUAAAUUAAUGCAAGUACUAAGUAAUGUAGGCCUUCUGGGUCAUGUCCUUGUUAUCUACACCAGCCCUUAAGGGAUACUGUUGCAUAUUUUACUGUGGAGAAUUAUAGAAAUGUGGAAGGGAUCUUUCAGUCCAUCUGCUCCAGGUGUGGGCAGCUGCAAAAUGGUGGCUUGGGGGCAUGGGUGUAGCCAGGAUUUAUGUUGGGGGUGUGUGAAGAAUCAAGCUAACUGCAAUGCCAUUGUUCAGUUACUUAAGUAUUUUUAUUUAUUUACUUGAUUGGGGUGGGCAGCUGCCUAGGGAUGACAUGCAAAAUCUACCCCAGAGUUUCUGCAGAUCAGGGAUUCUUAAAGCUUUUCAGCAUGUGUGUAGGGGGCCAUUUUGUUGUUGCCAUUGUUAAACUACUGGGAAUCUGGAAUCCCUUGCCAGUCUCAUGAAAAUUGCUGAGAUAUUACCAAUUGUUGUAGAUUUGUCUUCUGCCUGGCCCAUGUCUAGCUGAACCAAUCCUCUGUUUAACGCAGGUUCAACAAGACAGGAUAUGCUACGGCGUCUCUGCUUAAAUAUGCAACUGGGCAAUGCAAGGGGCUUCUUAUUCUCUCUUCAAGUUCUGGAGUAGAUUAAAGAAGUUCUUAUUAACUAAGCCCAUUUAUCAUCUCCAAUACAAGGACACCCCCCCCCCCCACGAUGCAUAAGCAGCUCUCCAGCCAUAAUGCGCCACAUGCUACAAUUCUCCCUACUGGGGGCACCGAGUCUCUUACUCCAUUCUAGAUUUCUCUAGCUAGCGCUGAUGGGAAUGGGGAUACUUUGCUUCAGUUGCAGGCUAAUACUUCAUACCCAACAGAGUUCCAUGUGGUAGAAGAGGAAGAAUGAAGUGAUGGCUCUGUGCAAGAAGUCAAAUUUUCCCAAGAAGUCAAACAUUCCCAUUGCCAUUUUCAAGAGAGUCAUUACAUGCCUCUCAUGUUUUGAUAUUUGGUUAUCUUACUCCUCUGUCACCAGAGGCACAUGUGGCUUCCUGUCAAGCAACCCAGCCUCUUGCAAAUUUCAACAUUUGUUUAAAAAGCUUGCAGUGUGCCUCCUUCCAGUGCACAUGCAGACUAUUGUUUUCUGCUUUUGCAACAGCAAUGAAACAACAGAAGUUGCCAAAUGUGGAAUAUUGAGUAAGGUAACCCUGCAAAGAAAAAGAAAGAGCCGGGGUGGAUUCGAUUGAAAUCAAAUUGAUUUAAAUCACAAUUUAAAUCACUAGUCAGUAAGACUUGAUUUAAAUCAUCUUUUUUACAGAAAGAUUCAUACUUGCUAGUAUAAUCUUAAUAUUUACAACCAGAUGAAGGUUUCAUUUUUGGAAUAAUAAAUUUUCAGAGUAGUUUUUACAGUUAUAUCAAAAAUUACUGAUUUGGUUAUACUAUUAGAAAUACAUAGACAGAUAAUUAUGGAAUGAUUGCUUAUAUUUGGACAACCUUUCUGCUGUUGGAAGGAGAAAAAUAAUCAUUUCCUUAAUAACAAUUUAAACCAUUUAUUUAACUAAAACAAUAACAUUAUAGCAUAUGUAUCUAUGUUUGUUAACUGAUGUGGUUGAAUGAUUUUUUUAAUUAAAAAAAAAAACUUAGACUGAGUUUUAGCACACAUGAAAAAGUUAAAACAAUUUUUUUAUUCCCUGAUGAAUUGCCUUUGGACUAUAAUAACUUACACUAUCUUUAGAAAUAUUUUUCCUCCAAAAGCAUUUUAUUUUAAAAAUCUCAUUUAAAUCCAAAAAAUCCGAUUUAAAUUUAAAAAAUCAUUUUUUUAAAAAAAUAAUCAUUGAUUUUUGUCCGCCCUGGAAAGAGCAAUGAAACUCAGCUGCACAAGCGGUGUGCACACAAGUGGAGGUUAAUGAAAUAAAACAAAUGUGGUGUAGUGGUUAAGAGCAGUAGAUUCAUAAUCUGGUGAACCGGGUUCGAUUCCCUGCUCCUCCACAUGCAGCUGCUGGGUGACCUUGGGCUAGUCACACUACUCUGAAGACUCUCAGCCCCACUCACCUCACAGAGUGUUUGUUGUGGGGGAGGAAGCGAAAGGAGAUUGUUAGCCGCUUUGAGACUCCUUUGGGUAGUGAUAAAGCGGGAUAUCAAAUCAAAACUACUCUUCUUCUUCUUCUUUAACUGCUGACCAAUAAUAAUAAUAAUAAUAAUAAUUUAUUAUUUAUAUCCCGCUCAUCCCUUCACCGCCUUCACUGAUUUGAAAGAGAGUACAUAGGGUGCCUCUGCUAUAGGCUUCUAGUUAAUUGAGAUAAUUGCUCAAAUUAAAGCUGCAUCAUUCUCUGCUGUAGGAAUAUAGGAAGUCAGUUCCACUGGCUAAUAACAUUUUAUACCUUAGACCCAUUAAAGAUGAUCCAUUGACUUCUUCUUAAGAAGGUCCACAGUGUGACUGCCCUCUCCAUGCGUGCGUCUUGCACAUCUUCAAAUUCCGUAAGAACAUCCAUUACCUGCCUGGAGGAUCUUACAAAAAAUGCACAGCAAGUUCAAAACAGGGUGAGACAAAACACUCCAUAAGUUAAUUAAGUCAGCAACGUUUAUUGCAGAGACAACCUUGGAUAUGAUUCAAUUCGCUGCUCAUGCGAUAGAUACAAAAAUGGUGGCAUGCCAGGCUCUGUGGCUGAAACACUAAGAAGCACACACCCCAUUCAAAGUGUAUUCAGAGAUGAUGCUUUGAAGGAUAUCCUAACAGAGUCUAAGACAAGAGGAAGGUGCUCAUCACACAGACAGAGGGAGGAAAGUAUUCAAAGUGGCACACCUUAUUCGCUAUACCAGUCCUUUUGGAAUUCCCAAUACCAAGGGAAAGCCAGAAAUUAUAGACAAAACCUCAAUGGCACAAACCUACAUACCCUGAGAAGCAGCAUCCAAAUAGGUUCCAGAAUCCCAUGGAGAAUACCAAGUCUCACCCCAAGGAAACUGAAUACAAUAAGGUUGGGGUCAUCUUCAAGAUUUGUUCACGUGUUACAGCACGCAACCAUGGAUUGCUGGUCCUGAAUGUGAUAAAACAUGGAUACAGAAUUCUUAUCGACACCCCAAUGCUUCCCUGCAUUUCCUCCCAGUGGUCCUAGUCCCCAUACAGAACGAGUUUUGUCCAACCACAGGGAUGUAGUCAGGGCAGAGGUGAGGGACCUUUUCCAGCUGACAACCACAUUCCCUUCCGGGGGCCAUGUGCAAAUGGUGUGGGGGGCUAGAGGCAAAAGUGGGUGGAGCAAUAAAUGCUAAUUUUACAUUUUGCACAGUAGGCUAGUUUCUGCACACACACACACACACACACACACCUUUGUAUUCUCUAUGCAGGCAAGCAGGAGACAUUAUCGGAAUUCAGCUUGUCAAAAGCAUUUGAGAAAGGUGGAAAGUCUGGCCUGGGAGAGAAGGUGUGGUUUGGGUAGAAUCCCGAGGGCCAAGUGGAGAGACAUGGAGGGCCGCAUUUGGCUGGUGGGCUCAGGGUUCCCCACUCCUGUCCUAGGUAAUAUAAAGAUCAGUUCAUGCAACAUCUCUGAAGGACAAGCCAGUAUUAUCAUAAAAUAAUUGGGAAUUCUGCUGAGAAAUGCUACCUAACUUAAGAUCACUUGGUGAAUUUCUUGCUGAGUUCCAGCUCAUUCUUUUAACCACUGCCCUACCCCGCUUCCUGAUUUCAAGGAAUAGGGAUUGUGAAACAUUUAUGCACAGUGACAAGAGAUUGUUCCAGUGUUUGAUGUGCCCCUGAGCUUGGAGACAAGUCAAACAUUGAUAAAUGUAUUUCCCCCAAAAUAGUGUAUAUUUUUCUCCUAAGGAAAGGUUACUGUAAAAUAUAUGUUUCACAGUAACUUUUUAUCAGUGGUGUUAGAAGCACACACACUAUUUUUAGAUAGAUAACAUUUAUUUGUCAGAAGACAACAUUAUUCCAUACAAUAUUUUUUCCCCAUUCAGUUUUGGCUCCAUAUCUAAGAGGAAAGUUAUUUCAAAACAAAACAAAACCCCUCAUUAUUUCUGUUCUACAGUGAUUUAACACAGCACAUUCUGUUUUUAAAGAUGCCUGUACUGUAAGGUUCUGCCAAUAUUUACAAACCUGCUUGGAUAGCCAGAAAAUGAGAAGGAAAGUCUGAGAGACUUACUGGAGUCAUCAGUUCCUUAAAAAGCACUUUUGUUUUCUGCCAUUUUGAGUCUGACAUUUUCUAAGGUUUACACAGCAAAUUGCAAGGUCUUUUAAUACCAUAAACGAAGCUGGCACAGAAAAGGAACAAAGGGCACAUAUUACACCUCAUAAUUUGUGCUAUCAGUUUGAUUCUUCCAGAGACUGGUGACCACAACAUUUCCUUCAGAUUGCUUGCAUACACUUUCUCUCCUUCUGGCCCACAAAUUUUGGCUGUUUCUGUGCCGGCACCCAUCGCAGCCUUUGACACUUUACUUUCUACCUCAUUGUUUCUUCUUGCACUGUACAGGCUGAGGCUUGUGACUUGUCUCAGCGGCAUGGUGCAUAGCAAGAGGACAAUUGUGGGGUUCCUUUUUAGGCUGUCCAGUCUGCUGGAUAUGGGAAGAGGAGGCUCAUGGUGAUAAUGUGAGACUACCUAUUUGAUCAUCAGUUGUUCCACAUUGCAUAGAUGAGUGUUGAGAGGCCCUAAUCCAAGUGCUCUACCUAAUCAGAUGAGAACGGGGGAAAGGGCUCUAGUAGUAGUGGUCCCCUGCUUAAUAACAAUUUCUUUAACUAAAACAAUAACAUUAUAGCUUAUGUAUCCAUGUUUGUUAACUGAUGUGGUUAAAUGAUUUUUUAUAUAUAUAUAUAAAAACUUAGACACAUGAAACAGUUAAAACAAAUCCUUAUUCUCUGAUGAAUAGCCUUUGGACUAUGAUGUAACUUAAAUAGAAAACUAUCUUUAGAAAUAUUUUUCCUCCAAAAGCAUUUUAUUUUAAAAAUCUGAUUUAAAUUUUAAAAAAUCUGAUUUAAAUUUUUUAAAAAUCAAUUUUUUUGGAUUUUUAUUAUUUUUUAUAUCAUUGAUUUUUAUCCACCCUGCUCCCUUCUGAGUAGACACAUGUAGGACUGCGCUGCAUGCCUGCAAUGUUCUGCACAUAUAUCUGGAAGUUAGCCACACACUUAGACUUACUUUCGAGUAAACAUUCCUAAGAUUACACCAACAGUCUUUUUGGGAGCAGGAAAAGCAUGAACGUUGAUCUUGUGAUUUGUGCAUGUUUAUAAGCGAAAUGGAAUUUGUCUCAGCAUUUUUACCAGAUUCUUAUUCCUUCUUGAGCCCCAUGUUUUUGUUUACUAAACAUUGCAAUAAUGUGCUGUUGUUCGUUUGAAUUCAUUGUAACUGCAAUCAUUAUUGUUUAUUAUGGUUGCUAAUUGCCUUGGUGAUAUCUCAAAGUGAUUUGCAAGAUGCUUAAAGCACAGAAUGACUUAUCAAAUAUUUAACAUCCAAAUGCCAUUGAACAGGCACAAAAAGAAAAUGUCAAAAUGACUAAAGGUGUUCAUCAUUCAUAACUGCUUCCUGAAUGCAAGCUGUUUGUAGGCUCAGUAUACAUCAACUGGCUGCCUUUGUUGUGUUGGCACAGGGGGCAGCUUUCCUGCCUAGUCUGUGCACCUGCAGUGCCUAUUGUGACAAAUAAUAAAUUCAAUGGCAUUCAGAAAGAUCAAAAACCAAGGGAAGGAGAGCUAGCUAGCAGAAAGAAAAGAAAAACAUUGCUACAUAUAAAGACAACAGUAGUACAGUCAAACCUCGGAUCCUGAACAUCUCCAUUUUGGAACGUUUCGUCUCCCAAAUGCUGAAAACCCAGAAGUAAGUGUUCCAGUACUUGAACAUUUUUCGGAAGCUGAAUGUCCGACGCAGCUUCUGCUUGAGUGCAGGAAGCUCCUGUGACCAAUCAGAAGCUGUGCCUUGGUUGUUGAACAUUUCGGAAGCCGAACUGGCUUCUGGAAUGAAUUAUGUUAAACAACCGAGUUUUGAUUGUAUAUCAAUCAUGCAGACAGGCUUUGAAGUGUUCCCAUUUCAACUUUCCAAAUAAAUGCCAUUUGUGACUCAGGGAUGGGGAAUCUCAGACUCGGGAGUCAAAUGCAACCUAUCUGUCAAAUGCCCUCGAAAUUCCCCAAGCCUCACAAACUUUCAUGAGUCACACCCCUCAACUGUUCUGCUUUGCACCCUCGUUGAGUGUUUUUUGCCUAGCUGGAAUGUGUCCUUGAAUGCUAAUAAUGCUUCUUGCUUGGCUGGAGAGAGAAUAGAGAAAGGUAUGUGAAAGUGAAGAAACCAACCUGUUGCCUACUUUUUGUGGCCUACUUUUGCCUCUGACCAAGUCCACCUCUGGCAUGUGAUGGGAGGGCGUCCAAACUGGAAUGUGGGAACAUGCACAUCUUUUGGAGCUGAACAUGCACACACACACAUUUUAGAUUUUUAGCUUACCACUUCCCCAAUGGGAAGGGGAAAACUCAAGUAAACAAAUCAGUGAGUUUCUUCUAGUUUAACUAGUUUCCUCCCAGCCUUCUUCAGCUGACACCUGGACCCAAAGACCAGCUCAAACAGAGAGGCCUCAUGCACCUUCUGAAAAGUGUGCUAGGUUGGACUUCCACAAAUGUAAAGUAGAGAGGAAUUGGUAAAUGGGGUUUGCAGCAAAUGCAGCAGAGGGUUUCAAGUUUUUGGAAAUAGGAAUUUCCUUUCCUCAAGUAAAAUGGUGCCUGUUAGUUUUAUGUUGUUGACGUUUCUGUGGUUAUCACAAGGUGAACAUAUAUAAAAUGGCUGUGGCGUCACCACAGCAAAUAUUCCCUUUCAAUUUAAUCUUGGUUAUAGUGAGGAGUGCCUUUGAACUUUGCUACUAAUCUCCCCACCCUCCCUGCUUCAGAUAAAUCUGCAAAUGUGUUCCUGGGCUAAAAUAGUAAACUAACAGGGAUGUAUUUAUAUUUUUUGCUAUUCUGGGUAUUUACUGACAGGAAGAAGAAGAAAAGCCUGACCAUUCAAAGCAAACCUAGAUGUAUGUUGGGUAUGACUAUUCAAGCCUGACCAAAGAAAAUAUUUGUUAAAGAGAAGGAAUAUAUAUCCUACAUCAGCUGCCCCCCCUAAAUUAAUCAAAAUCAACGCAAAUCUGAGGUUCUGCCCCCCCUGUCAAAAGCCUGCCCCCCCAACAAUAAUCCUAGCUACACCCAUGCUCAGGAGGGAGACUUAUAGAAGGUUGGGGGACUGACAGAAAGUACUACCUUGUUUCAGAACCAAAGCUUUAAGACCUAAGCUGUAACACCUCCGUGUUUAUUUUAAGGAACAGAAGAAAAUAUAAGUUGCACAUUUAUCAUCUUGUUUAGAAGCCUGUAACUACCACUGAAUUUUACAUAUAUAUGCUUCUUGAAAUAAUUCCAUCUCCUGGUGCAUCUCUUGUUUUAUUAACAUUGUUGUAAAAUAAAAUCUUUUUCUUGUUUAACUUCCCCAUGUCUCCAAGUGCAAACAUUUUCUUUAAAAAAAGCAAAAAUUAGCCAGUCGUGAGAGAGGGCAUAUCUCACCAAUACAGUCACAAUUGUUUUUCAGUAGGGAAAUUUGAAUCUGGGUGGUGAAUCAGCUGCUGUUGUGUUCCGCUGUAAAAUAAAUUUGCUUAGCUUUUCUUUUUUGCAUGUUGCCUCUAAAUAUUGCCUCUUUGGUCUACCAGCAACUUUGCUGUGGGCGCUGCCUUUUCAUAGGGACAGUGGGUCCAACUAUCAGGGUCAAGGGUAAAUAGCUAGCGGCCAUAAAGCAAUAAAAGCGAAAAAUGCUGAUUUUUGAGCCUGACAAUCUUCGUUAAAGAUUAACACUCAACCUGCAUGUUCACAGACACUUUAAUUGCAUUUACUUUCCAUUUAACAAGCCAUUUCCAUGUUGUAACAAUUUUCAAGGACCUGCUCAGCUCAUUAGAAGCUUUAGGCUGCAGUCCAAAACACAGUUAGAGAACAUGGGGGGGGGGGAGCUUCAUGGAGCUGAAGGGGGGGCACCACAGCAUCCACAGCCCUGCUACUUAUAGCAGCUAAAGGUGGUGGGGCAGGCAAAUAGCUGCAACAGCCUAGGGCUUUCUGUAGGCCAGUCAAGACUGACAGGGGCUCUGGCUAUGAAAAUAAAAUACAAAACCGAGCCUGGUACAAAGGGAAUUUGGAUCGCAGCGUUGAGAAGGAAUGAAAAGGAAUCUGGAAUUUCAAUGAGAAGUGCAUAUGCACACAUCUUUUAAUACAAGCUGAGAUUCCUGCAUUGCAGGGGGUUGGAGUAGAUCACCCUUGGGUUCCCUUCCAACUCUACAAUUCUAUUAUUCUAAGGGUGAAGAACCUGUGGCUCUCCAGGUGUUCUAGGACUUGCAGCCUAGCACUGGUUAUGCUGACUUGGGCUGGUGAGAGUAGGAGACCCAGCCGCAUUUGCUUCUCCACCCCUGCUCUGAAGGAGAGCUCAGAUCUUCCAAGAAUUAUAACACUAGGCUCCCCACCAUCUCCAAGGCUGCAUCUGUCCAACAUAAUGAGGAUCCACGUGACAAGCAAAUGUUGUAAAGCCACCUCCUGCAGGAAUAUGUUUAUAUGCAGACUGAAACUUAGAUUAGAGCUGCAAGUAAUGGGUUUCUCCCAGGAACACUUUACUAAAGAACACUUAUUGGCCGUGUCUUUUUGUGCAGUAGGAAAAGAUGGCAAAUUUUAAAGGCCAUGCACUUCCUGGGAGUUUCUUCCUUAUCUUUGGCCUGUGGUGGUCUGUGAAAUAUCCACUGAAGUACCUCUGUCGAAGGAAAAAGAAUGCUUCCAUUGGUUCCAAGGCAGGAUUUCAUCGCUUAGAAAUAGCAGAAGGCAUAGCCAAAGCCUCCUUCGCUCUUAUUGGUAAGUUGAUUUUCUUUAACAGUGUUUCCAAAUAAAAAUGGUUAAGAUUGAGGAUGUUUGGGUCUUCAUGAAUAACAAUACAAACCAUGAUUAUUUUUGAAACAAUAUGCAUUAAUAGUAAAACAAAUUGUAGUGUGGAUUCUGUCUGUCAUUGAAUUGGAGAAGGAUCAUAGCUCAGUGGCAGAACAUAUUUUUUCUGUGUAGAAGGUCCCAUGUUCAAAGUGAGCCUCCCUGGGGAGAGCAUUCCACGAGUGGAGGGCGUCCACAGAAAUGGCCCACUCUCAUAUUUCUGCCCACCAGACCUCACAUGGAGGAGGUAUACAAAGAAAGGCCUCAUAUGAUAUGACACGGUGUCAGGAUGCUAUCAAUGGCUCCCGGCUGGUUGCCCAGGAAAGUAUAAAGACAAGGAAAAGUUUCUUACAGUCUACAGAGAGAGGCUAUAGAACCCAGCCUCUUGGAUAAUGGCAUUGUUCCAAGUGAGUCUCUCCCACUUUCUCAUUCAUCAUUCUCAUUGCCUCCUCUACGGGUGCCGCUAAGUGCCCUCUGUCUUUGAGCUCUUUGCUCUCCUACUUUUAAGGCCCACCAGGUUCUGGGAGAUGGUGGAUCUGGAAUGCUUUCUAGGGACAACGUGUCAGCCAAUUUCUGCUCUGGCUCUCCCAUGAUGUCCCAACUUCCCCUCUGAGCUGUGACCUCCCACAAACCCCUGUUGUAAAUCUAUAUUGUCUUCCUCUUCCUCCUCCCUGGAUGAGGUCUCCACCAUUCCUCCUCUGCCCAGUCUCUGGGUCGGUUUAUAUGAUGGUCCUUGAGGUAUUGCGGUCCUGAGCUAUAUAAGGUUUUAUAGGUCAAAACCAGCACUUUAAAUUGAACCUGGAUAUUAAUUGGCAGCCAAUGCAGUUGGGCCAAGAUUGGCAUAAUGUGCUCAAACUGUCUUCUCCUGGUGAACAACCUGGUUGCUGAAUUCUGCACCAGCUGAUGUUUCUGAACUGCCUUCAUCAUGAUGCAAUAAUCUAACUUGGAAGUUACCACACCAUAGACGACUGAUGUUAGGCUAUCCCUGUCUAGAUAGGAGUGUAGCUGGGCCACCAGCCGAAGCUGAUGGAAGGCAGUUUUUGCUACCAAGGCCACCUGAGCCUCAAACAACAGCAGUGGAUCCAGCAGUAUCCCCAUUCUGUGUACCCAUUCCUUCAGAGGGAGUGAAACCCAAUCAAGAGCAGGCAGCCUCCCAUCCAUCCAGUCUAGGGAACCACCCACCAACAGUGCCCCAGUCUUGUGGAUUGAGCUUCAAGUUCAUUGGCUCUCAACCAGACCAUUACCGGGAUGGUGUCAAGUUUCCUUUUGGGCUUCAUAGCUGUGGUUCCAGAUGCUUAAUAGUGCUAAAGAAAGAAGAUAUGAAAUGGAGUUGUGGGCAGUAGCAUUGACUAGACCAAGAGGUAUGCGUAAAGGACUGACCUGAAUUUUCAGCUCUUGCAAAAUAAGCAAGGAGAAAGGCUGCCAUUACCACAGUGAUGCUAAAAGGCUUUAACUAGUCUUUAAUCAAGCAAUUGAAUAAGAAGGUUGUUGACACAGUCUGCCAUUGUUUCACACACAGGUAUGAUCGCCGAGCAGUUUGUUCCUGAUGGGCCACAUCUGAAGUUAUACAAUUAUGAAGAGAAACAAUGGGAUCACCUAAUGAACUGGCAGCAUGCAACCAUGUAUCUUUUCUAUGGCAUCUCAGGGCUGGUAGACAUUGUGGUGCACAGCACUAAUGUGUUACCAGUAGCCUUGGACAGGUUGAUGCUUUCGAUUGCUGUUUUUGUGGAAGGUGAGUUGACUGUAUCAUACUGUUAAUGGAGGAAAAUCUUUUCUGAACUCUUAACACAAAAAUGAGAAGAUGAAAGGUUAUCAAUUAGCGCAGCACUCGCCAACCUGGUACCCUCCAGAUGUGUUGGUCUGCAACACCCAAUAAACCUGCUUUGCCCCAGGUUGGUAAAAGCUGCAUUAGAAAAAGCACAUCAUAUAGUCAUCUAUGAAAGGGUGCGACAAAGAGAGGCUGAAGGAAAGGUCAAGAAUGAGAAUUAAUGGAGCUGAAUAAUGAACUUUCUAUCUUUACGUAUUAGGCAGACUAAGGGCAGGAUAGAAGAGUUAAAGAUUUGGGGUUUGAAGUAGGGUUAAAGGCUCCUUAUAUUUAAUUUAAUUUAGCAGACAUCAUGGUGUGUAUGUAUACUGCGAUCCCAGACAUAACACACUUAUUGAUGAGUGUGGCUCUCUGCUUUGAGAUAACAAUAUGUUUAGAACAGAAGCAUGGACUUUAGGGUUGCCAUAUUUCCAAAAUAUUUAAAAAAUAGGAAAGCACAUAUAUGUACAUGCAUUUUCAUUUAUGAAAUGAAAAUACCUCAGCAUUUAAUGUAAAUUAUGUCUACAAAUAUAGUAAGAACAAAACCUUUGGGGGGACACAACCAAUAUUUUUGUCCACAUUUUAUCAAUCUGUUUGCUGCUGGUGUUCUGUAAGCUGCCUUGUGAUGAGUCUUGCCCUGAAAAGCAGAGUAUAAAUCUUUCAACAAAUAAAUAGAGGGAAAAUGUGUACAUCAAAACUUUCAUAGUGGGGUUCACGUUCAUACUUCCCCCUUCUGUUAAGAGUUUGGGUGUAAUCCUUGACGCCUCCCUUUCCAUGGAGGCGCAAGUUACAGCAACAGCCAAGGCAACAUUUUUCCACCUUUGCCGCUUCAAGCAGUUGGUCCCUUACCUUUCCCUCCCCGACCUGGCCACAGUGAUCCAUGCAACAGUCACCUCCAGGCUUGACUACUGUAAUUCGCUCUACACGGGGCUGCCCUUGAAGGUGUCCCAGAAACUCCAGCGGGUGCAGAAUGCAGCAGCGAGGCUCCUCAUGGGGUCUCUGCCAUGGGAGCAUAUUCACCCAGUGUUUUUCCAGCGUCACUGACUCCCGGUGGAGUACAGGGUCAGAUUUAAGGUGCUGACCUUUAAAGCCCUUCACAGCCUAGGACCUUCGUACCUAUGGGACCGCCUCUCCUGGUAUGCCCCACGGAGAGCCUCAAGGUUCAUAAAUAGCAACACCCUAGAGGUCCCGGGCCCUAAGGAAGUUAGAUUAGCUUCAACCAGAGCCAGGGCCUUUUCAACACUGGCUCCGGCCUGGUGGAACGCUCUGCCUCAUCAGACCAGGGCUCUGCAGGAUCUGAUUUCUUUCCGCAGGGCCUGUAAGACAGAGUUGUUCCGCCUGGCCUUUGGCUUGGAGCCAAUUUGAUUCCCUCCCUCCCUCUCUUUUUUCUUUUUCCUUUCUCCUCCUGUGAUGAGACUGCAUUUUAAUAUUUCAAUGUUUCAAUAUUUUAAUUGUUGUAUUUUAAUCUUGUUUUUAAGUUGUAUUCAUUUAACUUGUUUUUAUUAUUGCUUGUUAGCCGCCCUGAGCCCGGCCUUGGCUGGGGAAAGCGGGGUAUAAAAAAAAAUUAUUAUUAUUAUUAUUAUUACUCCUGCCAUAACUGGGGGUUUGGGGGGGGUGUUGAGCAUAUGGAGGGAAUAUUUUAUUUUUUCCUCUCCUGCCCAAGUCCUGAUAAAAAUCGCUUCCCCACUGGACUGCGUUGCUCUGUGUUGCCAGUUAAAAUAGUCCCCAACACCUAUUAUUAGUUACAGAGAGGGAGCACGAACCUAACAUGGUUGCUAAUUAGUAUCCCAUCUAGUUUCUAUUUUGGCCCUGAGCACCGCAGACCUGUGGAGUCCUGAGCUAUCUCCCCUCUAGUAUCCAAGGGAGGUGGGAUAUUGGAUUCUCCCUACUGAAAUUCUAGGUACCUGAGCACUUCUUGACUUUUCUAAAAUAAUGCAUGCAUAUACACAUAGGUUACUUGAAACAAAACCAAAAUAUUACGGUUUGUAACAGAAAUUUUGUUCAGUAAAUUAAUAUGUGAAGCAAAAGUAGACCCUCUCAUUUCUUUGUUACCAGGAUUUCUCUUUUAUUUCCACAUCCACGGGCGACCUAUGUUAGAUUACCAUGUUCAUCAGUUACUUGUAGUGGCCGUCUUUGGAGGAGCUGCUUGCAUCUUCUUGGAGGUCUUCUUCCGUGGCGUCAUUGUCCUUGAGAUGUUCCGAACCAGUCUUUGUAUACUGCAGGGGAGCUGGUUCUGGCAGGUGAGCGAGUCUAUGAUUCCUGCCUUCGUAAUCAGUUAAUUCCCAGCAGCAGCCCGCAAUAUCCUUAGGGAGCUGAUACCAUUGCCCUGCCCCCAUCUUCUGGUGUUCCUCUAAUUACGAAGCAGUCACCAUUGAAAUUGGAGCUGGUUAUGUCACUCUGGGGCAUUGUGUUUUAUUACAUUGAUGGCUGCCUGGUACUCAACAGAGGAAGGCUGCCACCACCUUCCUCUUCAUUCAUCAUCUUCUGCCUUCACGCAAAAGCCUUCUUUCUCACGCCUGCAUUCAACAGAAACGUACUUAACUAUUGCAUUUAUAUCCCAGCUUUUCUCCAAGGAGCUCAAGGUGGUCCACAUGGUUUCCCCCCUCCUCAUUUAAUCCCCACAGCAACCCCUGUGAGGUUAGUUGGGCUGAGAGACAGUGGGUGGCCCAAGGUUACCCAGUGAGCUUCACAGCUGUGGAGAUUUGAACUGGGGUCUCUCAGGUCCUGGUCCAAGACUCUAACCACUACACCAUGCCUCUGAGUCAGAGGAGGAGUCAGACCACCCAACCCAAUAGGGAUCCUAUCGAUCAGGCCCCAUGCCUGGUCCACUCUGCAACAGGGAUCUGGCCUAUCUGAGAUACUUGUGGGGAGAAAAUGAAAGGCUGUAAAACGACACUCUUGGGGGAGCAGCCCGGAAGAUGAGAUUGAAAAAUGGGAGGGCUGGUUCUUAGAUGGAUACGUUUGGAGCUGUUCAUUUGUCUUUCAAAUACUGCACUGCAGAUCAGACAGCUGCAUUGUUUGUAACCAGCCAUUUCUCCUAUUGAAUAGAGGUGGCACAACAAUGUACUCAUUCUGGCAAACUUUCAUAUUACUGGGAUGGAUUAUAUCUUGCCCCAUUAUUGAAGCCACUAUCGCUUCAAAGCUCAGGGCAAGGGAGUUAAAUGAAACUCUGAACUCUACUGUUUUGUAAAUCUUCUGUGUUUAGCUUUGUACAUGCCACUUUGUUAUGAGUUCCGUAGGCGCAGUACUCUUGUUUGAGAGUAUAUAUUAUGACAAGGAAAACAUCUAGGUAAAAAAGAGAAAAGGUGCAGAGUUUCUUUGACAGAUGGAAGAGUUCACAACAGUAGAAUAAGUUUCAGAAGGAAAGGCAGCUCUCCCAUUUGCAGUGCUUUCCAUAAAUAAGCUUAAAUACAGUGGUACCUCAGGUUACAUACGCUUCAGGUUACAGACUCCGCUAACCCAGAAAUAGUACCUCGGGUUAAGAACUUUGCUUCAGGAUGAGAACAGAAAUGGUGCAGUGGCGGCGCAGUGGCAGCGGGAGGCCCCUUUAGCUAAAGUGGUGCUUCAGGUUAAGAACAGUUUCAGGUUAAGAACGGACCUCCAGAACGAAUUAAGUACUUAACCCGAGGUACCACUGUAAAUAUGUUCAGUACCAUAGAAGAAUUCACCAAUGCAUUCAGUUCUCCAGGGUGUUCCUCUGUAGAUUUGGGAUUGAGACUUAUCUUCUUUUACUUCUGCUUGUAAAUUUCUAUUUAAGAAGCAUUUCAAAAAUGUAACUGUGAAGUUACUUUCUUUGGGCUGGUGUUAUUAUAAAAAUAUAAGUGUGUGUCUUACAUCUUUCAAAAUAUAGACCAAUGAUGCAUCAUUUUAUAAAAAUUAUCUUUAAAAUCAUAACACAAUGUGAAUUUUAACCCUUUAGUCCACAUAUACUCUCACUGUUCCAUCUGUAUGUUAUAACCAAUUUUGUUUGCCCAUUUAAUCAUGCAUUCUUUAAUUAGUUCUUCUGUUUCAAAUUUCAACAAAACUUUAUACAUUUUUGCAGUAACAUAUCCAUCAUCUGCCACAUGUCCUUUUUUUGACACCACAGAUUGGAUUUGUACUUUAUCCUCCAAGUGGGGGUCCAGAAUGGAACCAAACGGACCACAAUAAUAUCAUGUUUAUCACCAUGUGCUAUUGCUGGCAUUAUGCAUUUGCACUUCUAAUAAUGGGUUUGAAUUACACUGUAAUCAGCUGGUAAGUAAAUCCCGAAGAGCUUCAUUUAACUUGCCACUAAAUGCUAGAGCGUUGUUCAACAUAAGAAAACUCUCAGCUAUGCAAAAUUGGCUACUCCAGUUCUGGAGGAAUGCGAAACUGCAUUGGCCUCCAUAUGUCAGCCUGCAACCACUGGCACAACCCAAGUGGGCUUUGCUGUUUUCUCACAACCUUGCUAGGAAAUAAGCAAAGUUCCUCUGUGUCAUUUAUGUAGCAGUGAACAAUGUGCAUUUAUUUUUCUUCUGAAAGAGAGAGCCUCACAGAGUUCAACGGACUGCUAUUUCCUGUAGUCUGUCUCUUCUCAAAGCUUAAGAUCAGGGAAGACGUAUGAACAUUUUGCUCAUGGGUUUAUUUGAAAUGCCAGCACCCAGCCCUAGAAUAUUAUAUGGUCGGGUCCAGAGAAAUGCCAUUGAAAAGGAUAGGAGUGGCAGAGUGGUGCCCCUCACUGGCCCUCAGGUCAGUUGCGUCACUACUGCCUACCAGGAGGUAGAGGGUGAGGGAUGAGGUCAGAAUGGUUGAAAUGGACCAGCAGGAGCACAUGCAUCCUAGCCUCACACUCCCACUCUGCACUCUGUAAGCAGUAGUGACACAACUGACCAGAGAUCAGUUGACUUCCAGCACCCAUUGCAUUGCUGGAGGGUUAUUUUCCUGCCUCUGCCAAAGGUUGAGGGACUCUGCUGAAUGGCGCAGGUUGUGGUACAGGGGGAUUGAGGAGGGGAUAGCUGACGAUUGUGUAGAGGCACCAUCCAUGAGCACUUCAAAGUGUGACAAAACGUUGGUAAGUUGACUUGGGGUAUACAUUGUUACUAUGUAAUCCCAUAUAAAAUAGGCAGCUCCCCACUUGAUUCCUACCCGGCUUAGAAUAUAUGACUGGGACUUUACAAUUCAUGUGCAAAGCACAAAUAUAUAUAAACAGCUAAGGUAAGAUUGCCAACUUCAAUUAAAAAUUAUAUGAAAUGAAACAUUUGUUACAUUUUAAUGAAAGUUUCCAGUCUCUGAUGUCACCAGGUUAUAUUGGCCACACCGUAGGGAGAAAAGUCAUUUAGUAAUCAGCUAAGUGCCCUGGAUGAGCUGAUAAUGGGGUUAUUAACUAUUUUACACAAAUAUCUUAAAAAGAGCAAUAUGUGAGUGUUUCAGAAGUACCCUCUCUGCAUGGACAUAUAUGAUUUUGCUUUAAAUGACUCUCAAAUAUUGUUGAAGGCAGCUCAUUCAUUUGUGCAUUUGGGAAAACUCUUCUAUAUUUUAGAAUAGUUGUAUCCUGUAGACAUAUAUGCCACUGUGUCAGGAUAUAUAAUUGGAAAACAGUCAAACCAGGAAUAUAAGUUUCUCAUUCAGAAAGGCUCUUCCAUUGUUUGAUAUCAAAUAGGUGUUGAUUUCCUGACACCUAACCGGGUGAAUAUGUAGCUCAAAUGGUUCUGCUUUGUUUUCCCCUCUCCAGGAUAGUUCGCACAAAACUAAAACAAACUCCAUCCAUGGAAAUUGGAUUAUUGAAAACAUCUGAGCGAGACCAGGAAUCGGAAGAUGAGAUCUAAUUCAGCACAAAUGUUUUCUUAAGGCUUAGCACCUAUUCUUUCCACUUCUGAAUUGUAAUGGCGUUGUUUAUCACAUCAUUAAGACUCUGCAUUAAUUUAUGAAACUUCCAUUAGUGCAUCGUUUAUCCUUUGCUUGAAGUAGAAAGAGAAUGUUUUGCUAAUAAAUAGGCUAGGGUGACACUGUCAUGUACAAAUCAAUCCAGACCAUUAUUAUGGGGCUAUUCUUUCAUUGCUCUUGGGUAAACUGGGAGAUUUUCACAAGUGGCAAUCAAAUGCAACCCUGCCAUUGCAUAAAACUGAUUGUAUACACCUUAAAACCAAUCCAGUCAUAAAAGGUGCAUAUCUAUUUUUAACUAUAAAGAAUAAUUUGUUGUCUGUCCAAAGUGUAUCUUGCAAAUUUAUAUUUUUCAAAGUUAUUGCUUUGUUUAUUAUUAUUUAUUAUCGAGUACGAUCUAAUUGCAUUACAAAUCUUGUGCAAAAAGAAAAGUUAGUGUUGUGACUUAGGACACAAUGGUAUUCUUGAAAUGGUGGAUGAUUGUUAGCACUAUGUUAGACUUGUUACUUACCUUGUAGCAGAGUCCAUCUAUAUAAAUACGGCAUAUAUGUCUGCUGUAUAUCUUAGAGCCUUUGCUCUGAAUUUACUCAGUGUGUAGUAGAGUUGGGUGAGAGGGUUCAAAUCCCCACUUGACCAUGAAACUUGACCACACCUUGGAAAAGUCAUUAUGUCUCUGUGAGGCAUAGGGAAUACGAGGCCCUCCAGAUGUUGUUGCACUCCAUCUCCCAUCAGCCACAGACAGCAAGGCCAAUGAUAGUGUAGGAUGGGAGUUGUAGUCCAGAGAGCCACAGGUUCACUAUCCCUAUACUCAAAACAAACAGUGAUUACUGUUUGGGAGAGGGCUAUGGCUGUGCUACCUCCCUCACUUGCAGAUACCUCUUCCUGGAAGUAGUGCUCAUUCCUUUUGAGUCUGCUUACUGGGAAAGCACCAUUUAGAAGUAUCCUUAUUUGUGCCACGUUACUCAGUAUGAAGCUAUACUCAGGAAAUACCGUAUGACAUUGUGUGCCUUUUAGCUUUCUUGUCAGUAAGUAUAUUAUCGGCUGGGAAUAGCGUAUGUGGGACAUAAAAUAGCAAGUGUGUCUAGCAGAUUUAAUAGGAUGUACAUAUGUUCUGUUUAGGAAAUCCAACUUUAAAUGACUCUUCUACCAAUGGACAAGAGCAUUUUGAUUUCUACUUCAUAUGCACUUUCUAAACACCAAAAGUUAUUGUUACAGCAAUCUUUUGGUAGAGAGGAAGAAGAAUUCUGUUUAUCAAGUAAUCAAUGAAGGAUCCUUCAGGCUAGUGCAGCUACUUAAAAUUAUGAAUAAUAACUUGGUUUUAAAUGUUGAAAUAAAUUGUUCCAGUUUACUUUGAAACAAGCAA
This is a messenger RNA of Podarcis lilfordi (Lilford's wall lizard), 22566 nucleotides long. Lineage: Eukaryota; Metazoa; Chordata; Lepidosauria; Squamata; Lacertidae. The record is from the annotation of a GenBank genome assembly.